UCUUUUUUUUUUUUCUUGUUAGCCAUAUAUCAAUAUGCUUGAAGCUCGUCUUAAUGAAGCCAAAUUACUCAAGGCUGUUUUGGAAGCUAUCAAAGAACUAGUAUCUGAAUGUAACUUUGAUUGUAAUGACUCUGGUAUUGCCUUACAAGCUAUGGAUAACUCUCAUGUUGCUCUUGUGGCUAUGAUGUUACGAUCUGACGGUUUUGAUCCUUACCGCUGUGACCGUAACUUACCUUUGGGUGUAAACUUGACAAGUUUGAACAAGAUCUUGAAGUGUGCUCGUCCUACUGAUAUUACUACUCUCAAAGCAAACGAUAACGGUGAUGUUUUGAGCUUAGUGUUUGAAAGCAAAGAUAGUGACAAGAUCAGUGAAUAUGAUUUAAAACUCAUGGAUAUUGAUAGCGAACAUUUGGGUAUUCCUGAUACAAAUUAUGAUGCUGUGGUACAUAUGUCCUCUGUGCGAUUCCAAGAAACUGUUCGUGAUUUGCAACAAAUCAGUGAUUCUGUUGUUAUUGAAUGUACCAAGGAAGGUAUCAAAUUCUCUUGUGAAGGUGAAGUCGGUAAAGGUGGUAUUACAUUGAAGGCCGGUGGAAAUGUUGACAACGAAGAUGAUGCUACUGUUAUCGAACUCCAAACCAGUGUGACCAUGACCUUUUCUAUCAAAUACCUCGUCAACUUUACCAAGGCUACUCCUCUCUCUAGUCGUGUCAGUCUAAACCUUUCCAAUGAAGUGCCUUUGUUGGUGGAAUACAAGCUUGGUGACUUAGGUCAUGUUCGCUACUAUUUGGCUCCCAAGAUUGGCGAAGAAUAGUUGAAUUCUCUUUAAUCAUGUAUGUAUCUUACUUCCUUUUACCUCCUCAGUUAUUCAAUUCUUCUUCCCUAUCGUUUACUUAACUUUGUUCUUUUUAUCCCCAUUACUUAGUUUAUACAAUACUUGCCGGAUAUUAUAUCAUCAUAUUACAAUAAAACACAAUUGCACUCAAUACACUUAAAAAGAAACUAUUAUGUGAAUAAGAUAAUUAGUCUACUGUAAGAAUGAG
Molecule: messenger RNA, 1040 nt
Organism: Halteromyces radiatus
Lineage: Eukaryota; Fungi; Mucoromycota; Mucoromycetes; Mucorales; Cunninghamellaceae
Product: proliferating cell nuclear antigen
Exons: 5
Coding region: 35-811 (258 amino acids)
Biological process (GO): regulation of DNA replication; leading strand elongation; translesion synthesis
Cellular component (GO): PCNA complex
Molecular function (GO): DNA binding; DNA polymerase processivity factor activity
Source: RefSeq, a predicted model, not a curated record